Messenger RNA from Durusdinium trenchii, 483 nucleotides. Lineage: Eukaryota; Dinophyceae; Suessiales; Symbiodiniaceae. The record is from the annotation of a GenBank genome assembly.
AUGGUACUACUCCGUGCAGAUAUGCAAGUUUUAGCAUCCUUCCUGCAAGCAUAUUGCCCAAAAGUGGCCAAAGAGCUAAAUCGAUUGCACGUCGACUUGCUGUCGAUUUGCUCAGAAUGGUUCCUGACCUGGUUUGCCAAAAGCCUGCCCAUUUCUACUGUGCUGCGUGUUUGGGACACGCUCUUUUUCGAAGGCUUCAAGGUGUUUUUCCGCAUUGCCAUUGGCAUCUUCAAGCGGGUCGAGCAGGAAAUCAUGAAGUGUCAAAGCUUUGACGUGGUGAUGGAGCGAGCAAAAGGUUGGCCAAGGAGCAUGGUGGAGCAUAACGAACUGCUGAAAGCCAGCUUUGAUGGAUUGCCAUCAUUCAGGCGACAAGCACUUCUCCGUGCUCGCAAUGAGGCUUUGAGCAAGAUCGAGCGCGAGGAUCUAGAGCGCAUGAAGCUGGCAGAAACCCGCUUGGCUCAGGUUGCGAGCGGACGAGGAUGA